Messenger RNA from Physella acuta, 1975 nucleotides. RefSeq names its product macrophage-stimulating protein receptor. Gene Ontology annotation, biological process: positive regulation of kinase activity; protein phosphorylation; cell migration. NCBI's taxonomy places the organism in Eukaryota, Metazoa, Mollusca, Gastropoda, Physidae. The record is from RefSeq and is a predicted model, not a curated record. Gene Ontology annotation, molecular function: ATP binding; transmembrane receptor protein tyrosine kinase activity. Gene Ontology annotation, cellular component: signaling receptor complex; plasma membrane.
CAUCACGAUCGUCGCUGUGGUUGUCCUAGCUCUUGUGGUUUAUUUUCGAAUUUCACGUUGGUUACAGGCUAAAAAAUACGCCAGCAUGAAUGAUCGGGAAGAAGGUAAACUUUCGUUGGCCCAAAUUCUGGAGUCUACUGUAGAGCCUAACAAAAGAGCGGAUAUUGACAAGUUGAUUAUUAAACUGGACCGUCUAACUGUCGGGAAAACCAUUGGAGAAGGAAACUUUGGGUGUGUGUUCGAAGGUUUUCUCGUCACCGGAAAAGGUUCUGUGGGGGUCAAGGUCGCAGUAAAAACAUUACAGGAAUCCGUGUCUCAGAGUAUGGACCUGAAGGGUUUUGUCCAAGAGGCCGUAAUGAUGCGAGAGUUCCAACACCCCAACGUCCUGGGACUGGUUGGUUUGUCAGAGAAAGAGCCGGGCGUGCCCUACGUUGUGCUGCCUUUUAUGGAGAACGGUGACCUCUUGACCUACGUCCGUGACCCUGAUGUGCAACUAACUCUACAUGACGUCAUCAAAUUUGGAGCUGACAUUGCAGACGGCAUGGCGUACUUAAGUUCCCUGAAGUUUGUUCACAGAGAUCUGGCAGCGCGGAACUGUAUGCUGGACAGUGUCCAUCGCGUGAAGGUGGCCGACUUUGGUCUGUGUCGGGACAUCUAUGAGAAGGGCUACUACACCAGCGACAACAAAAAGCAACUGCCCAUUAGGUGGAUGGCUAUAGAGAGUAUAGAACAUGGGGCUUACAGUACCAAGUCAGAUGUUUGGUCGCUUGGUGUGGUCCUUUGGGAGAUGUUGACAAGGGGAGUAACUCCCUACCCUGGUGUUGACGGCUGGGACAUCAUCAACUUUUUACGGCGUCGACGUCUGCCUGCCCCUUUCUUCUGCCCAGACGAGCUGUACUGUCUCAUGAUGCAGUGUUGGGCUAAAGACCCCAAUUUGAGACCCACUUUUAAAGCUCUGCACCUUGAACUACAGCUUCUGAUUGGGCAAGACUCUUUACUGCCAUCCACACCCAAAAUAAACAAGAAAAACCCCGAGAAGUGCCCGGAUUUACAAACAUCAAAUCUCCAAUCGAGUAAAACACCGGGUGCUUCAAAAACCGAAACCAAAUCGGAAAUUCCCAAGGGGAUUCCCGAAACAAUUGUUGAAGCAAACGGCGAAAUGACAAAAGUUCAUUACGAGAACACUGCAAGCUGCAUGGGGGAGCGAACUUUGACUGUUCCAGCCCAUAACGCCCUGCCUGAUACAACGAUCACGAUCCCAGAAUGCUAUUCGGACAGAGAAGUCAGCGGCACCACCGUUAAGAAAUUCCACCGUCUUGUCGACAACUACGAAACCGCCCCUGAUUUUAAAAAAAAGACGAACAAACCCACGAAAAAAACGAGUUUUACUUCAGUCAACAGAAACAGCUCCUUGUUGGAGAGACUCGCCCCCGGAAACGGCGGGGUUUGUGAGGGCGGCGGCGUAGCUUUGACCCAAGACAGCGCGUAUUUUAUGCUAGAGAAGGCCACGGACGACGACUCGUGUGCCGCUGAUUCGGCUCUACAGAGAACACAGAGUCUGAUGGAGGGCAGUAACAGGGCCAGAGUCAGCACCAAUAGACUGAGCUUGACCGUGUCGAAUAUUUACGUGUGAGUUGGCUAGACACUUAUAGACAAGCUUGGCUAGACAGUUCUAGACAAGACAAGAGACAGCACCAAUAGACUUAGCUUGACCGUGUCGAAUAUUUACGUGUGAGUUGGCUAGACACUUCUAGACAAACUUGGCUAGACACUUCUAGACAAACUUGGCUAGACACUGCUAGACAAACUUGGCUAGACACUUCUAGACAAACUUGGCUAGACACUUCUAGACAAACUUGGCUAGACACUGCUAGACAAACUUGGCUAGACACUUCUAGACAAGACAAUAGACAGCACCAGUAGAUUUAGCUUGACCGUAUCGAAUAUUUACGUGUGAGUUGGCUAGACACUUCUA